Molecule: messenger RNA, 1809 nt
Organism: Hemibagrus wyckioides
Lineage: Eukaryota; Metazoa; Chordata; Actinopteri; Siluriformes; Bagridae
Gene: ttc29
Product: tetratricopeptide repeat domain 29
Exons: 10
Coding region: 177-1535 (452 amino acids)
Molecular function (GO): protein binding
Source: RefSeq, a predicted model, not a curated record
UGUUGCUAUGACGACGCGUUCUCACUUUCGCCACAUAAAACAAGAAAUGCGGAUAAUCUGGUAAAACAGUGAGCUGCAAGCGCACGAGACAUAAGGUUUCUCCACCUGUGUUGUUAUUGUCCUCAUUGAUCUGUGGGGAAAAUCUGACCGCCUGUGGAAAAAUAAAUCAUAACCAAAUGGCUUCAGCUUCGCAUCAGAAAACACGAUUUCUCCCCGAUAUCAAUGAGAGGAGCCCCGUCAAAGAGAGCCUGCAGGGAACAAAAAUGAAAAAGUUUGACCGAGGCUCUGCUGAGAGAGAGAGGAUCCAAACCACCACCAUGAGCGCAGAUGAAAUACUGCAAUUCCGACACAGUCUGCACCAGAAUCUUUGCGUGUCCAUGCUGCAGGAGGGAUUUCAUCUCUCCUUUAAAGAGUUUUUCUCUUUGCUGCAGCGCUGGAAGGCUGACCGUUCAGCCGCUGGUCCGGACAGCAAGCUGUGGUUGAGACGCCCUCUGGAGGAGCAACCACACAAACUGGAGAUGCUGAAGGAGCACCUGACCCUUGCCGAGGCUGCACAAAGAGCCGAUCAAUAUGUGGAGGUGUAUGAGAGACAUUUGGCCCUGGCAAAGUUUUUCUCAGAGCCAGAUGACAUAUGGCUGCGUGAGCACUUUUACAAUCUCAGCCUCAAAGCUGCUCAUAAAAUCAAGGUGGACUCCAGCAGGAGGGAGGCUGAGGCCAAUGCCCACCUUGCUCACCUGUAUUUAGAGCGAGGAGAUUUGGAACAAGCACAGGAGCAUUUUGAGAUGUUUCACCGUCUGGCAAUAGGACAGUCGUGGCAGGAUGAGGGUGGAAACACACACCAGAUUCGUGCGUGUGAAAGUCUGUGCAGGGUUUACACAAUGCUGGCACAGAGACAGCUGCAGUGUGGAGAUUACCCAGCGGCCAUUCAGCUCCUCAACCAGGCCUACGAGAUGGCUAAAGAAGCUGGUGAUAAGAAAAUGGAGGGCGAGGCAGCGUACAGAAUCGGACUGGCCUAUCAGAGCAUGAGCAAUCAAACAAAUGCGAAACAGUUCCUAAACAUGUUCAUGGAAAUCUCCACUGCACUGCAAGACAUGGAGGGCCUCGGCAAAGCCCACAAGGCCACUGCUAAAUCUCUGGAGAGUGAGGGUAAAAUUAGUGAAGCCAUCGAGCAUCUACAGAAAUAUCUUAACAUUUGUCAGGAGAGCAAUCAGCAUGAACUUCUACAGGAUGCUUACAUGUGCCUGGGGUCCAUAUACAUGUCCAGAGGUCAGUAUGAACAAAGCAUUGAGUAUUUUACCCCAGCCUUUGAGACGGCAUGCCACUUUGACUCAAAACCCGGCAUUGAGAAAGCUCAGGUGUGUGUGGGCAUUGCCCGAGCUCAUUCCAUGCUGAGGGUGUACACCAGCAACUUGCAGAACAACAGGGCAACCAACAUCUCUGCACUCAUCUCCUGGAAAGAGACACGAGAGGAGAAAUUCCACCAGGUGCUGUGUGAGUCUGCUGGAUCCACACAUUGCAGCUCGACUAAUGACUAACACAUACCCCACUGACUAACACAUACCCCACUGACUAACACAUACCCCACUGACUAACACAUACCCCACUAACACAUACCCCACUGACUAACACACUCCCCACUGACUAACACACACCCCACUGACUAACACACACCCCACUGACUAACACAUACCCCACUGACUAACACAUACCCCACUGACUAACACACUCCCCACUGACUAACACACACCCCACUGACUAACACACACCCCACUGACUAACACACACCCCACUGACUAACACACACCCCAC